GACCUGCGGGAUUUCGGAUCAGACACAAGCAGUGCAUCGUGGCAUGCAGCGCACAGCAGCAAGGUAAUAGCUUUUCCAUUUGUUGCAGCUCCACGGACAACUGAUUUCGCGGUCCGCUUGAUGAAUGCAUCUGAGUUAUUAGCACAAAUCAGUAAGGACGGUGAACUGAGUGCUGGCGCUUCUACGAACUGCAUGCUCACUAUAUUCUAUUCGCCGAAUUGCGCAUUUAGCGCACGAAUGGCGCCGUACAUUACAAUGUUGACGCGAAUGUACCCGCGGCUGCGAAUCGUACUGAGUGACGCAACCUUCCACAGCAAACUGAAUAGUCGAUACGGCAUUGUCGGCACACCAACUGUGCUUCUUUGGGUCGAUGGUACCGCUGUUUCUCGAAUGGAUGAAGCGCCUUUCUCUUAUAAAGCAUUCCAGAACUAUGUGGAAAAGUGGACAGAUCUUGAAACCGAAUAUAUGCCAAACGAAACAGUUGAAACUAGCAUGCCUGAUAUUAUAAGUACAUUUUUAGAGGUUUUUUAUUUUUAUAAAGUACCAUCAGCGCGAAACUGUGCCUCGAUUUUUCCAGUUGAGGGAUUUGUUGGUUUAGUGUACCAUAAAUGGUUCCUGUUCUGA
Molecule: messenger RNA, 624 nt
Organism: Gongylonema pulchrum
Lineage: Eukaryota; Metazoa; Nematoda; Chromadorea; Rhabditida; Gongylonematidae
Source: the annotation of a GenBank genome assembly